Messenger RNA from Phymastichus coffea, 5743 nucleotides. RefSeq names its product probable E3 ubiquitin-protein ligase IRF2BPL (gene Pits). NCBI's taxonomy places the organism in Eukaryota, Metazoa, Arthropoda, Insecta, Hymenoptera, Eulophidae. The record is from RefSeq and is a predicted model, not a curated record. Gene Ontology annotation, cellular component: nucleus. The coding region runs from base 458 to 2107 and encodes 549 amino acids. Gene Ontology annotation, biological process: regulation of transcription by RNA polymerase II. Gene Ontology annotation, molecular function: transcription corepressor activity. The transcript has 6 exons.
CCGCCGCCGGUCAGUCGCUCGCAGCCUGUGCCCUGUACUACUCGUUGGAGUAAAGACGUGACGCGCGUAAUCCGUCAUUCAAUUCAAAGUGCAACCUACGUACGUACAUGCAUCCCCCUCUGUAAACCAUUUUUUCUCUCUUUCUGCCUGUCUCUCUAUAUUCCUCUCCGGGUGUCUCUCUCUCGUCGUUUCUCUAUCGCGGUCGAUAGUAUUACAAUAGAGUGCUACGACUCGCUCUCGACAGAGUUGCAGAGAAACGAAAACAGUGUGAGUGAGUGUGUAGACCAAUCCUGAUGUAACGCUGAUACGCUCGGCCACAAUGGCAGGGGCGAAGCAGCAGCAGUUCAGCGAUUGAUUUUCGCGUCAGUGGUGUGUCGGGGUGCAAAAUUCAAGGAGCAGACGUGUGAAGCGCGUUAUCCAUAUCUCGCUGUUCAGAUAUUGCCCCAGUGAGUGCAAGAUGAUGGGAAAACGCACACAGUGCUACUUGUGCGAUCUGCCGCGCAUGCCGUGGGCCAUGAUAAUGGACUUCUCGGAGCCGGUUUGUCGCGGCUGCGUCAAUUACGAGGGCGCCGACCGCAUCGACCUGGUGCUCGAGUCGGCCAAGCAGCUGAAGAAGGCCCACGGCUUUCAGACAGACUCGCGGCCCUCGCCGAGUGCCAAGGGCUACCGCACUAGCUCGCACACUGAGCACAACGGUUCGGGCCUCGAGGCCGUACUACCGAUGCAGAACGCUGCCGCCGCUGCCGCUGCCGCAGCUCAGGGUCAUUCGCGUCACCAUAUCGCCGCAGGCUACACUCAGCUGCAUCAUCGCAACUCCAUCGGCGAGUUCGCCGCCGCUGCGGCGGCUGCAGCAGUCAACUCGGGCUCCCAGCGUCAGCAACAGCAGCAGGCUGCCCAACAGCAGCAGCAGUUGUCGGCGGCACGCCAGCACCAGUCCCAGCACCAGUCCCACGAAGACGGCCACGAGUUGGCCAACGGGCUACGCUCGAGCGGCCAGGUGCAGCGCAUGUCGUCGGCACAUCUGAACGCGGUGGCCGCGCACCACGUGGGCUUAGGCCACAGCAGAGCUAGCAUCGGCCAGCUAAAGCGUGGCAUUUCGGCCAUUGACGAGGAUGACCACCCUGAGGCUGGCAAGCGGCUCACUCUCGAAGAGCAGCACAGCGUGCGACCGCCGCUUACUCGAGGGGAGUCCCUGCCGGCGGUCAGCUUGGCUGUUAGCUACGUCGACCGUUCCAAGGACAAGCAUCCCAUCCGUGCGCCCAGCUUCGAAACCGCCACCACCUUCAAAACCAACGGAGCGUACGUUGGACCAUCGAUUCCCUUGGCGCCGGCCAAUGUGGCAACCAACGGCGGCGGUUCGCCGUUGCGUCCCAGGAAUAGUCCACCACCGCCACCCCCGCCAUCCGUUCAGGAGGCCGCCCAAGACGGACAGUCCUCCAAUCAUCAUCAGUGUGUACACUUGGUGGAAUCGGUUCUAAAUGGUUCGGAUCAAAAGGCUUUUGCUGAGACGACAGGCACACGCAUGAUUGGCCAUGGUUCUGGAGGGGGACCAUCACCAAUGGCAGCACUAAUGUCGGUAGCAGAUAACUUGACAUCACCAGAAUCGGUGCCUCAGCCACCGAACAAUCCGAGCCCGACCAGUCGAAGCCCACCGACUACAGCUAUUAAUGUUCAACAAAGAAGCGCCUCCCGAGGCUCUCAACACAGCCCUAACAGCUCCGCUUCAUCAGGGCGGAGGUCGAGCGGCUCAAGACACGUGUCAUCGACAACUGUGACAACGUCAUCCGAGGGUGCAGUCGCUCAAUCAGCAGGUGCUGAGGCCGUAGCUCCACCCACUCUCAAGUGCACCCUGUGUCAGGAACGCCUUGAAGAUACUCAUUUCGUUCAGUGUCCAAGCGUACCGCACCAUAAAUUCUGUUUCCCUUGCAGCCGGGAAAGUAUCAAGCGCCAAGGAGCCGGCACUGAGGUCUACUGCCCAAGUGGCGAAAAAUGUCCCUUGGCUAACAGUUCAGUGCCAUGGGCUUUUAUGCAGGGUGAGAUAGCGACAAUCCUCGGCGAGGAUACGCCAAGUACUGGCCUCAAAGUGAAGAAAGAACGCGAGACUUAAGCUAUGUCAUCCAAGUGAUGCACAAUUUGGUGAAAAGAUCAAAUUUUAUCGUCUCUUUUGCGAGGCGACAUUGCUCUUGUUAUCGAGACACGUCGGCUAAACGCGAUCAUUUUGAAUAAGGCGCUUGCCUGUUGCAGACAACGGGCCGUGGAGGCUUGCAACAGCGAGUUUGUUUUAUCUUUGGUCGUUCAACCAUCAAUGCCAACGAAUUAAAAAAAAAUUCAAUAGAUUCUAAUCGACAAAGCGACGUGUUACUGGAAUGGUAGUUGGCGUCCUAAUUGGACACCGACAUACGUCAGGCCGAAGACGUUUUAAAUUUGGCUUCAUGCGACGCGCUGUGAUGAAAGAUACGUUUAACGUUGAAACUUCUUUUUUCUUUUUUGUAUUUAAGCAAGGUCAAAAGACGACGCCAAGAAGAGAACUUUUUUUUGCACGACGAAGGCGUCAUCAGUUUGUCAAUUUUGGAGAAUCGCGUAAAUUAUUUUUUAUUUUAUUUUUUUUUUUUGAAAGAGUGAUUGUCGGUUUUGAGCAGCAGUCUUUGGCAAACUUGACGACUGGAAUGGUUUGUAAAUAUGAAACGAGUACUAAAAGGAAGUUAAAAAAACAGAUACGAAGUUUAAGUAAUAAGCAGCAUUUUGCGACGAAAUAAAAACAUAUUAACGACGUAACAUUAACAAAAGACGGGAUUAAGGAGAAAUCAGUUAAUUAUGUAGGCGGUAUACUAAUCGUUAUCGAUUUCAACAAAACUAAAAUUUAUACCCAAUCAUGGGUUUGUACUUAGGCUAUACCGCCAUCAUAUUCAUUGUAUAUUUGCCGAGCGUUAUUUGUGACAAGCAACUACGCUCCUACGACUCUAAAAUCCUUUACGACUUUUAUUAUAACACUGCUCUAGAUUUUUUUAUUUUUACAAUGGCGUUACAGUACGAUUUAUUUCACGCUUAGUCAAACGUCUCCGUCUGCGUUGUUCGAAUGUCGACGCUUUUAAUUUACUUUUUUUCAUUUAUUUCUCUUUCUAUACUUUUCUCUUGUAUUAUAUACUUAAACAUGACGGAUAUUUUAGCCCAGCGUUCUUGGGCGUUCUGUACAUUGUGUAUAUGUGUACAUAUAUAUUAUUACAUUUAAUAUUAUUAUAAACAAUAAAGAAGUAAUUUGUAUGGUUGAGAAAGUAAGCAUCUUUUAAUGUACAAAAAGAAUCUUAUAUUGCGUUUUUCAAUAAAUUAUAUUCUUUACGUUUAAUGCACAAGUCGUAACGAACGUCCUCGGAUACGCCUUUUUGACCGAGGUAGUAACGUGCAUGCGUUGCUUUGUAUCUCGUUUCGUUUACUUCAUUACACUCCCGCCCCCCAUUUUUUAUAUAUAUCUUAGUAAAUGUCAUCAAAAAAAAAAUAUAAAAAUGAUAAAAAAUCAGCUUUUUAAAUACAUCAACGAGACUACGCUGAACAGUUCCGCAAAUUUGUCGAUGUCAAUGGGUUGAGUAAAUUAAGCGUAGAAGGAAUUUUUUUUUUCAAUUUGAAAGUUCCGAAGUAAUGCCUCAACCCAGAUAAUAGCGUCGUCAUUUUCAGUUUAACGCUAGACUUUAAAGUGAGGGCUUUCCGACGUUUCAUUUCUGUAAUGAAAAAUAUAAAACUGAAACGAGAACAAACAUGAAAUUUCCGUAUAAACUUAUUCGACUUGGAACGCUCUGUAAAAAAGCGAAUGAUUGAGACAGGAAAGAAUUUGUUUACCGCAAAAGAAUUAAUUGAUUCGAAAUUACUCCGUUACGUUUUUGACGAUGUCUACUGGCUGAAUAAAGAAUUCGAAUUGAAAAAGUAUAUGUAUCUUCAUUCGGAUAUGUAAACUAAGAAAUGGAGAGAACUUGUUCACACUUUAGUUUAACGCUAGACUUUAAGUGAGGGCUUUUUAAUUUUUCAUUUAUCCGAUGAAAAAAGAACAUUGCCCGACAUAUAGGAACCACACACUCGCUACGUCUGAAAAGUUUUUAAAAAAGGGGGGAAAUCGUGUGUUUCGCUCGCUUCCAGGGCAACACUUCCUUUCUAUCUUAAUUAAUAUUUUUUUAUUUUUCGUUUUUGUAAUAAUUGAUGUAAACUGCGAUGACAACUCGCGCCCUGGACGCAUAAGUCUUUUUGUAUGUGUAAAUAUAUUUGUACAGAAGCGAAGAAAAAUAAAUAGGAUUUGGCAUGCGUCGUGAAAAUUGUAAAAGAAGCGCAUGUCAAUUGGCGGAGAAGUUGUCGCCAGCUCCGUAACGUCUUGACGAGGUCUGCAAAUGUAAAUCCUCCUUGAUUUUUGCCAAAUUUGUUAAUGCGCGUCAUUUACAAAUUGUCGAGUAAUGACGUACCUGAGUGCUCGUGACAACUUCUCGAUUAAUGCGCCUGUUUUUUGUUUUUUUUUUCUUUUUUUCCGUUUUUUCCUCAAUUUGAUUGUAAAGCGCCGACACGUUAUGCACAUUAUUUAUGCACACUCUGAAUAAAAUUUUUAAUAAAACUACAUUACAAUAAAAAUAUAAAAUCCAAGUAGCUUUUUCUUAAUGUUAUGGUAGUUCCUACCCAAUGCCAAUAUGCUGUGAAUUUGAUUUCUUAUAUUAUUUUUCUCUUUACCUUUGCUCAACAAAUAUUUGUACGAUAACGUCGACUAUUAUUUCUCUUGUAAUAGUAAACAUGUAAAGAGCAAAGAAAAAUUUUAGCAAGUGCUGUUUGAUGGACGAGAGAUUGAUUUGAUAAGCGUAUCUGUGCGUGUGAAAGAAAGUGCGAGGAGCAUGCGAGCGUAGCGGUGAUGCAUGCGUCUUGAUCGUGAAGGCGAUAAAAUCGUAUGGUUGUCGCAGGAAAAUAAAAACUCUGAAAGUUCGUUUUUUCACGCAAUGGCAUAACUAUGAAGAGGAGACAGUUGUCAUUUUUACGAGGUCAAGAAUAAUAUAAGGAUAUUAAUAAUUAAUUAGUAAUAAAAUAAAAAGGACAAAAGACAAACAAAAUAAAAUAAGAGAAGCAAGAAUGCAGUAGUUAUGUACUUGAAUGUUAGUAUAUUCGCCUAACCGAUCGUGUAAGUCAGGAAAAAUGUGAGACUCGCAGCAGGUUUGCGCAGCUCUUAUCGUUUAGAAUUUCACCUCGUGGCAUCUCUCCUUUGAGACAGGCAAAGAUAGACGCGGAUACACAGGCACGCAAACAAAGCUCUCACCUACACUCAAAUAAAAAAGCUGUAUUCUUUGUUACUUAAUUCUGUCGAGCCGUUGGUUUUAUUCACGCUACAGUGAAUUCGACAAUUUGUUGAAAUAAGAAGCAAACUCGUACCCCGAGAAUAUAUGUAUAUGUGUAUAACAGGUUUAAUAGCCACACUUUGAAAAAGCCGAUGCAAAGUCGCAUUUUUUCUGGCCGUAGCGCGUACAAAGUAGGCACGUCUUCCCGAGAAAAAGAAAUACGAAACGAAGCUAUAAACAAAUAAAAGAAACAAGCCGAAAAAGAAAUGGAUUAACUCGACACGACGAGGGAAAGUAGCUGAGAUGGCAAAUGUGGCAAAAGAAGUAAAAUGUAUAAGCAGUCAUUCCCUACUUUUGUACGACCCGAUUUGUUUUUCUAUGAUUCUUGUACACACGAGCGCAAUAACUAUGGUCAUUAAAAAGUGAAGAAUUAAGAAACCACGUAAUUU